Dromaius novaehollandiae (emu) is the source of this 3347-nucleotide messenger RNA. RefSeq lists its product as uncharacterized. Gene Ontology annotation, cellular component: cytoplasm. The coding region runs from base 1168 to 2535 and encodes 455 amino acids. The record is from RefSeq and is a predicted model, not a curated record. NCBI's taxonomy places the organism in Eukaryota, Metazoa, Chordata, Aves, Casuariiformes, Dromaiidae. Gene Ontology annotation, molecular function: glycosyltransferase activity. The transcript has 4 exons.
CGUCCCGCCGCGUCUCUGCGCGGGGGGCGAGCAGGCCCGCGAGUCCCUGGGCCGCCCGGGCUGCGGCGCCAGGAGCGCUGCCGGCGCCAGCAGGGCGGUGCCGCGGCGGGAGUCGCCGCAGCGGCCGGUUGCGGUCGCGCCGCGGGGGCCGGGGUGCGCGGCGCUCCGGGGCCGCCGCCGGGUCGCGGCCUCGUGAAGGCGCUGGGAAGGCGGAGGGCUUCAGCGUGCGGCGCCUGCUCGGGAGCCUGUCGCUGGCUUCCCUGCGCUUGCGCCAGAGGCUUGCCAGGCUCAGGAUGUUGUUUCCAUCCCGCAAGUAGCAUAAUCGGGUGGCAGUCGGCUGUAAUUUUGGGGUACUGGUGUUAACCCCUUACUGGUAAAUUAGAAGUGUUUAUUAAUUGUACAACAGGUUUUUUUUUUUUCUUUUGAAUCUUCAUCAGCAUACACUCCCAGUCUGGGAGUUUACUUUUAGAUUUAAAGCAUGUGUAACUCCUGAAAGAGUGGUUUCAGUGCGAAAGACAAAAAGCUGGGGGGGGGGGGGGGAGAGACCUUUUAACUAUUGUCCUGCAGCUCUUAUUUUGCUUGAACUGUUUCUUUUCAAAGAACACAAAAACCAAUUGUUACAAUUGCUUAUGAUUGUGUUUACAAUUGGAUGUGCGAUAGAUUAUAAAAGAAAAACCUAUGCAUGUGCAGAAAAUUAUAUGGUUUGCUUUUGUGCUAGGCCUAAUACACAACCGAGUAUUAUGAAAGUAUGCUAUACGCUACCUUCUUCAAAUUGAGAAUAGAAAUGGCCAACUUAAUCUAUGUUAGAGCAAUAUUUUACCACCAGUGGAAUAAUAUUGCCCCCAGUUUAACCUUCAACCAAUAAACGUCAGAUACUGGAUCAUGUAAAAGUGGAAGAACCACUGGAACUGCAAAGAGUCUUUCUGCAAAAAAAAAAAGAUCUAUCAAGAGAUUAGAGAUGGACAGUCUAGAUUAAGAUGGUGUGGAUGCUGUUACUGACAUUAAGGCACACCAAGCAUUUGAAAUAAAAUGUGUUGGCAAGUACCUUAGUGUUUUUCUUCUGAAUAGAAUUGAGCAAUUGGAAGAUAUACCAUACCAAAAAGUAACCUUCUGGAGAACCAGUUGGAGAACUAAACAAAACUUCACUCCUCUGUCUGCUUUUAAAAGAUGCGGGAGUGUAAACUGCAAAGACAAAGAAAUUUGCAUCCACAUUUAGAUAAAUUCAGAAAGUUCUGUGGUGGGAAAAAAUCUUACUUCGCUGCUGCUGUGUGCAUUAUUACUCUAACCUCAAUGGUCACAAUUUCUUAUCUUAGGUUACAGAGACUUUCUCUCCUGCCAAAAAUAAUUCAAGAAGGUAGCAAAUGUCGAGGGGAAAUUGCCAAUAACACAAUAACAGCAUUAAGGGGUAACAAAACUUUUAUCAUUGCCCCAUACUUUGAUGACAGAGAAAGCAAAGUCACCCGUGUGAUUGGGAUUGUUCACCAUGAAGAUGUAAAAGAACUUUACUGCUGGUUCUGCUGUCAGCCUCAUGGGAAGAUAUAUGUAUCAAAAUCAAAAAUUGAUGUUCAUUCCGAUAGAUUUGGAUUCCCUUACGGUGCAGCAGACAUAGUUUGUCUGGAACCCCAAAACUGCGAUCCAACACAUGUGUCGAUCCAUUGGUCCCCACAUGGAAAUAUUGACCAGCUGCCAAGUUUUGAAAUUAGAAACCGCAAGGCCGAGACCUUUUCUGUUGACUUCACUGUCUGCAUCUCUGCCAUGUUCGGAAAUUACAACAAUGUCUUGCAGUUUAUACAGAGUAUGGAGAUGUAUAAGAUUCUUGGGGUACAGAAAGUGGUGAUCUAUAAGAACAGCUGCAGCCAGCUGAUGGAGAAAGUUUUGAAGUUUUAUAUGGAAGAAGGAACCGUAGAGAUAAUUCCCUGGCCAAUACAUUCACACCUCAAGGUUUCUUCUAAAUGGCAUUUCACGCAAGAUGGAACACACAUUGGCUACUAUGGACAAAUCACAGCUUUGAAUGACUGUGUAUAUCGUAACAUGCAGAGGAGCAAGUUUGUAGUUCUUAAUGAUGCUGAUGAAAUAAUUCUUCCCCUUAAGCACCCAGACUGGAAAACAAUGAUGAGCAGUCUUCAAGAACAAAACCCAGGGACUGGCAUUUUCCUCUUUGAGAAUCAUAUCUUCCCUGAAACCAUAUCCACCCACACGUUCAACAUUUCGUCCUGGAAUAUCGUGCCAGGUGUUAACAUACUGCAGCACGUUCACAGAGAGCCAGACAGGAAAGAGGUAAUCAAUCCCAAAAAAAUGAUAAUCGAUCCGAGAAAGGUGGUUCAGACUUCAGUCCACUCCGUCCUACGUGCUUAUGGGAACAGUGUGAGUGUUCCCGUGGAUGUUGCCCUUGUUUAUCAUUGUCGAGUGCCCCUCCAAGGAAACCUUCCCCGAGAGUCCCUCAUCAGGGAUACAACGCUGUGGAGAUAUAACUCGUCAUUAAUCAUGAAUGUUAACAAAGUGCUAUAUGAAACAGUACCGCAAGCUCAAAAGUGAAACCUUGGUUGUAAGGAAGGAAAGUGGAGAGCGUGUCCAUGGCGGGGGCAGAGGGUAUCACUUAAAGCUCACAUUGGAAAUAUUUCCAGACAAAGAUUGUUGUAAAGCUUUGGGGGAAACAUUCCUUUUAUGCACUGUAUGAGGGUAAAUCUAUUUUAUCUGUGACCUGAAAUAUGGUACCUUGUAAUAAUCCAGAGUGAUCAAGCUCUAGUACAGAACUGAGUUCCUCAGAUAAAGUCUCUCCUGCAGCUUUCUGAAUGUGAGAGCAGAGGCACAAUGAUAAUUUCUCUUUUAACUGCCUGUAAGUAUGAAAGGGCAUCAUUCAAGGCAUAGGAACUGACCCUGCUGGAAUAAGAUUUUCCUGCUUUCUCUUUUUCCUUUCCCACUCUCACAGAUGUUGUGCCUAGUACAACAUCCUGUAAACUGCCUGAAGAAGCAAUGAAUGAGUUUUUGGUUAUCUGUAUCUCUAAACUACUGUGUGGAAAAAAAAAUAGAGCUGCAUUUAGUGGCUGCUGAAAAAUACAGCUGUGUUUAGUGGUGUCUCUUAGACAUGGCUUGGAACAGCAUCUUCCAGAUGGAGACCCACAUUGGCAUUUACACUGGAACUCAUUAGAAUGACAGCUGGAGAAUAGAAAAAUACACCAACUGCAGCACUAGGUCUAUCAUGUAUUGGAGGUACCUCUUUUUAAGGGAAACAGGAAUUUGUAGCAGAGCUGUGUCAUUUAAUGUCAAAUACAAAAGAUUGAUGUAGAUGGUAUUACCUCUUCUGGCAAGUAUAACAUGAGUUCGUUUUCAAUAAACAAUUAUCAGUA